AUGGACGACCCACUCGGCACUCCCUCAUUGCCCGCGUGGCCUGCGACACCGCACACUCCCAACUCACCAGGUCCUCAGCCCACGUUACCGUUACCCCGUCCUGCGUCUCCGUUGCCCCCAAGUCAGAUCGUGGGUGGCCCACCAAAAGAGCCUCAGAUAUACGGUCAACCGACACCAGGUCUUCUUUCCCCCCAGCUCAAUACUACUGCCAAUGGAUCUAAACUAGAACGCGAAGGGCAGUAUCUACGCGUUAGGAUCACGGGUCUCGAUAGGAAUCGAAGAGAUAUUAUUGCUAGAAUCGAUGCCCAGACGAAUCUACCUAAUUUUACUGGCUCAACCUACCGUAAUAUAUCCCGCUCUUAUGCAGAAUUUCAGAGAUUUGCAGAGCAGAUUGCCUACUGCACCCCACAAACCAUUGUCCCUGCUCUCCCAUUACCACAGACUUCGGCACCCUCAGAUGAAGAAGACGACCGCCUUGUCAAGGUCGCACUCCAACGCUGGUUUACGCGCGUAUGCGAAGACCAGGUCUUGAUGCGCGAGGACGAAGUGAGGUCGUUUAUCGAGAGUGACUUUGGCUACCAACCCACUCCCCGUCCACGUCGUCGCACAGGCUCAGGGUUCAGCCUCAUGAAACGCAGCGUGCCGGAUGAGGACGAAGACUUGAUGAGUGCCCGACUCGAACUCACACGGCUCGAAGUCCAGUUUUUCGAUGCCGCAAAGGCCAUAGAUCGGUUAAGCAAAGCGAGAAAAACUCUUUCGGCAGCUCAUGCGGAAAUGGGUAAUAAACUCAUAAACGUAGCAACGACCGAGGCACAUCCGCCCCUCGGACAAGCCCUUCGCAAGCUUGGACGCGCGUGGCACUCGAUAGGAGACGUCGAUCAGGCGCAGUCUCUAAGCGAAUGCGUUAUAGUCGGAGAUGCACUAGGGUACCAGGGCCUGAAUGCCAAAUCUGCCAAGGAAACGCUAGCUCAAAGGACGCAAGUUCUUGAAGACUAUCAGUCUGCCGUCAAAGCCACAAUCGCCAAACGGCGUCAAAUUGAAAGACUCAAGCAGAGCAGUAACAUUCGCCCUGAAAAAGUCGACGAGGCUUUAGAAGACCUGGAAGAAGCCAACAAGGUUGAACAACUCUUUCAACGCCGUGUCGAAGGUAUUUCCGAAAACCUGCAUAACGCACUCCGGGUGCAUGCCCGUCAUGCACACGAAGACAUCGCAAGCAUGUUGAUCGAGCACGCGCGAGCGAGUGUACAUUAUGAGAAAGCUAGGUUGAAAGAACUAGAGGCUUUGAAAGGAGACGUAGAGCGAGCCAACGGCCCGGCCGUUCACGGGAACGGAAGGACACCUCUUACCGGCGAAUCGCGAGUUCCGAUAACUGGCCCUGCAGGUGGUGCUACACCUAUAAGGGGACCACUUAUCCAGCCCCCACUAACGAGCUCGGCACCUUCCUCUGGCCCACCGUCUCCUCACGUCGUACGGCCCCCCAUCGUAUCCGGACCUCCCAUUCCUCAAGGUACACCUGGACCUGGACCUCAGCCAGCUCAGGCCCAAGCCCCAGCAGGCCCUUCCAUCCCAACCCCGGCGGCACCUUCGCUGGACCCACUGGGAGUCCCACCGAGACCUCAAUCAGCCGCUUCCUCAAUACCAGGCACACCCAAUCCACUUCACACACCCGCCCAACCCCAUCCGCUUGCCAAAUCGAUGUAUGCUCAAUCAACGCAUCGCAAGUUGGAUGCCAGAGAGGCGGCUGCCAAAUUGGCUAAUAUGUUUUAA
Molecule: messenger RNA, 1767 nt
Organism: Rhizoctonia solani
Lineage: Eukaryota; Fungi; Basidiomycota; Agaricomycetes; Cantharellales; Ceratobasidiaceae
Product: vacuolar protein sorting-associated protein 5
Exons: 8
Coding region: 1-1767 (588 amino acids)
Biological process (GO): intracellular protein transport; retrograde transport, endosome to Golgi
Cellular component (GO): retromer, tubulation complex; endosome
Molecular function (GO): phosphatidylinositol-3-phosphate binding
Source: RefSeq, a predicted model, not a curated record